Fusarium pseudograminearum CS3096 is the source of this 612-nucleotide messenger RNA. RefSeq lists its product as uncharacterized. The record is from RefSeq and is a predicted model, not a curated record. The transcript has a single exon. Lineage: Eukaryota; Fungi; Ascomycota; Sordariomycetes; Hypocreales; Nectriaceae. The coding region runs from base 1 to 612 and encodes 203 amino acids.
AUGAAGUUCAUCACUCUAUCCGCCAUUCUCGGCCUCGCUGGUGCCUCAGCGGCUGCCCUCACCGCAGUCCCCAUCAUUGAGAAAAUCGCCCCCAAGUCAAAGAGCUGCCCCUCUGGAAACAAAGACUGCCGCACCGCCGAACAAGCUGCGCCUUUCCUCAUCAAUGCCUUCAAGGACUACGACAUUUAUGACACCAAGAUGAUGGCCGCUGUACUUGCCCUCAUGGCUUUCGAGUCGGGCGACUUCCAGUACAAGCGCAACCAAGUCCCCGGCAGACCCGGCCAGGGUACAGCCAAUAUGCAGAUGCCCAACUACAACCUCCUCUACGCAAAGUCCAUCCCUGAGCUCGCAUCCAAGUUUGAGGGUGUCGACUCGGUGGACGGCAUGUCGGAUGACGACCUCAACAAACUGCUCGACGCUGUUACCGUCGACAAGUACAACUUUGCCUCUGGUGCUUGGUUCCUUGCUAAGCAGUGCAAGCAAGAUGUGAGGGAUGCCUUUAAGACGGAUGCCGAUGCGGGCUUCAAGGUUUACAUCGAGGAGUGUGUUGGUACUGAGGUCGAGCCCAGACUGGAGGUCUUUGGUGUCGCCAAGGAGGCCUUUGGACUGUAA